This is a messenger RNA of Magnolia sinica, 1955 nucleotides long. RefSeq names its product AT-hook motif nuclear-localized protein 10. Bases 585 to 1595 code for a protein of 336 amino acids. The record is from RefSeq and is a predicted model, not a curated record. Gene Ontology annotation, molecular function: minor groove of adenine-thymine-rich DNA binding. NCBI's taxonomy places the organism in Eukaryota, Viridiplantae, Streptophyta, Magnoliopsida, Magnoliales, Magnoliaceae. The transcript is spliced from 5 exons.
GUGUGUUUUCCCGGUUUUAAAUUUUUUACUAUAGGAUUAUUAUUUUUUUUUAAAUUUUAUUUGAGUGGGAUUUUUGUAAGAGAGAUUAUUUUCAUGUGUAGGGUUUAGGGUUUUAGAUCUCGGGUUUAGGGUUUGAAUUUAUGUUCUAGAUUAUGUUUUCUUGAGCCGUUUUGUCUGUAGAAUCAGUGCCUGGUUAGAAUUGUUCAGUAAGAGGCUGGAAUUCCUAAUCUCUAGGUUUUUGGUUCCGGUUUUUAAGUUAAGAUUGGGAAAUUAGGGCUUCUUGUGAGCGAGGAGGAUUGAAAUCUGGACUUGUUUUUAUAGAAAUCUUUGAACGUGUUGUUGUUUUGGAUUCUAUCAGUCUAAAUUCCUGGGAAUUAGUUUUUUUUGGGGGUUUUUGUUGGGAUUCUAGGUGGAAUUCAGAAGUCCGGGGAUUUAAAGUGACAGAGGAUUGAAAUUUGUUUUUUGGUUGAAGGCUUUGUAUCUGUUUGGGAUUUCUAGGGUCCUUAAUGGUGUUUAAGGUGUUUUGAGUUCGAUGCUUGGAAGUGAGAGAAGCGUUUCGUCUGUCCAGAUCUGAGCCAGGAAUUAUGUCGGGUAGAGAGUCUUUUGGCGGCGUCAGCCUGCAGAAAAACCCAGUCCCAUCGCCACAGCAACCGCCCGCCAUGCCAAACAUGCGGUUAGCUUUCAGUUCCGAAGGAGCAGCGGUGUACAAACCCAUCAUGGGGAGCCCUCCGUCAUACCCGAGCGGUGGCAGUGCUGAUGGUCAGACCGCACCGAUCACCCAACAUGGGCUUCACAUGAGUGAGCCGAUGAAGAGAAAGCGUGGACGGCCCAGGAAGUAUGGCCCUGAUGGCACCAUGGCCCUUGCACUGACCCCUGUCUCGCCCCCUGUCCCGCCGUCUGGUGGAAGCGUUGGUGGCGGGUUGUCUUCACCAACAUCGCCAUCGGCAACGUCGAUGAAGAAGGCGAGGGGGCGCCCGCCGGGUUCUGGAAAGAAGCAGCAGAUGGCUGCCUUGGGAUCUGCUGGAAUUGGAUUUACACCUCACGUUAUCACAGUUAAAGCUGGAGAGGAUGUUUCCUCAAAGAUAAUGUCAUUUUCUCAGAAUGGGCCUCGGGCAGUUUGCAUCCUCUCAGCAAAUGGUGCUAUAUCAAAUGUUACACUUCGGCAGGCUGCAACAUCUGGUGGGACAGUAACUUAUGAGGGCCGGUUCGAGAUCCUGUCACUUUCUGGGUCAUUUCUUCUCUCGGAGAGCGGCGGACAGCGCAGCCGAACAGGUGGAUUGAGUGUGUCGUUGGCAGGUCCCGAUGGCCGUGUUUUAGGUGGUGGAGUAGCUGGACUUCUGACAGCAGCAUCUCCGGUCCAGGUAGUUGUGGGCAGUUUCAUCGCAGAUGGGAGGAAAGAGUCAAAACCGAAGAACCCUUUGGAUCCUUCUGCCCCACCAAAGCAAGGGGGUGAGGUAGCAGGGACUGGUAGCCCACCCUCACGGGGAACUCUGAGUGAGUCAUCUGGUGGGCCUGGGAGCCCUCUCAACCAGAGCACAGGUACCUGCAAUAACAGCAACCCUCAAGGCAUGAUGGCCAACAUGCCGUGGAAAUAGAUAAGCUCUCUGUUACUGCUCCACCUCCCUGACACCAUGUAACUCCUGGAGUCUGAUGGAGCUUGACAUACGUCGUCUGGGGCCCACCUGUAUUCUCAAGCUUUUAACUUAAUGUAAAACUUGUGUGCAUGUGUGGGAGAAGGUCUCUAGUGAUCUUCCAUCUUGAUGUGCUGACUGGAAAGUGCACCUGACAUGGUCGAGUGCUGCUUUUCUUCUGGUGUAGUGUGAGUUGAGGGGAAAAAACACUUAGGCUUCACUCUAGCUGCUUUAGAUCAGAGGGUGUUUGUUUAGUUGUAUUAUUUAGCUGUAUGUUGAUGUUCUAUACCAUUGUACCAAUCAAUAUCAUUGCUGGUUUUCUCC